CAGACUGGAGACUUUUGUUUAUUCUUGCAAUGAAUUUUUUGAUAGGCGGUGGGACUGGACUUAUCGGCCGGUCGCUCACUUCAUCACUCAGAGCAGCUGGACACAAAGUACAGAUAAUUACACGUAAUCCAAAAGAUGCGAAUGAUUUAAGUUGGGUGAGUUUCUUCUACAAAUAUAAUAUGCAUUUUUCGCAGAACUCUAUCAAGCAGUUUGGGUUACCAGAAAAUAUACAUGUUGUUGUGAACUUAAGUGGCAGAAAUAUUGGGGAAAUCAACCCAUCCCUUCUCAUCAAACAAAAUUAUGAUAAAUUUAUCGAAGAACUUUUCUCAAGUCGUUUAGACACAACCAGGAUUCUGGUUGAGGCCUCAAAGUCUGCUCCCCUUAAAGCAUUUAUAAAUGCUUCCGCUAUCGGUUUCUAUGCUCCCGAUUUGGAGGCCACUUACGAUGAAUCUGCUGCAUACAAAGAUUGUGGUCUAAUCACAAGCCUUGUUAAACAGUGGGAAGAAGCUGCUCAAAUACAUUCGAGACCUGAUAUUCGACAAAUUCAAUUACGAACAGGUGUAGUUUUGUCUAAAGACUCACAUUUUAUUCGCUCUAUAUAUCUCAGUCAUCGUCUGGGUUUUUGUAAUGCAAUCGGUUCUGGUCGUCAGUGGAUAUCUUGGAUUCAUCUUGGUGAUUUAACUAGAAUCAUUGAAUAUGUAGCUGAUUCUAAAGUAUCUUUUUCAAGUGGACCUGUUAAUUGUACAGCACCAGAACCUACUCAGCAGGCUAUCCUAGCUAAAGCUGUUUCUGAAUCACUUGGGGCUCCGUUCAAUCCUUUAGGUCGAAUUCCAACACCUCCAUCUGUUUUUAGACUUCUUCUCGGUCCUGAUCGUGUCACACUAGUUCAAGAUGGUCAACGUGUCAUUCCUACAAAGUUGAUCAAUUCCGGAUUCAAAUUUAAUUAUCCUACAUUAGCAGAUGCCUUGGAAAAUAUAUUCGGUCGCCGACCUUCGUGUGUUUAGAAUACUUUUAUUAUAAAUUCUAUAUUAAAUUAUUAGUUUAUAAUCAAAUACAAUAAAUAGUAUCAUGUAUCUUUAGUUGUUCUAUCAAUUGAUGUAGUAGUGUCUAGGUUAGACGCAUGAAUAUGAACCUGUUGGUUACUUAAUACACAAUACAGUUUACUCAUUUUAUGUAUAGUUUUAAUUCAUGUUAGCUCGUCGGGACUGUCAGUGAACUAGUCGUACAUAUAGACAAAGAAGUUGAACUCGUUAGCAUUGAUUAUUAUAUGCGUUGCGUUUUUACUUGCCUAAUGUAAAUUCGAUUUUUAAUUCUAACGGUACGUUGUUUAAGCAG
Molecule: messenger RNA, 1335 nt
Organism: Trichobilharzia regenti
Lineage: Eukaryota; Metazoa; Platyhelminthes; Trematoda; Strigeidida; Schistosomatidae
Source: the annotation of a GenBank genome assembly